This is a messenger RNA of Gavia stellata (red-throated loon), 3511 nucleotides long. It is a transcript of the gene CHRDL1, whose product is annotated as chordin like 1. NCBI's taxonomy places the organism in Eukaryota, Metazoa, Chordata, Aves, Gaviiformes, Gaviidae. Gene Ontology annotation, molecular function: protein binding. The record is from RefSeq and is a predicted model, not a curated record. The transcript has 11 exons. The coding region runs from base 1 to 1371 and encodes 456 amino acids.
AUGAGAAAAAAGUGGAUGUUGGAGGAUUUUCAUUUUAUCUUUUUUGGUGUGCUCUGUCUCCUUUUCAUAGAUGGAGGUAAACUAGAACAAGUAAAACAUUCAGAUACAUACUGUGUGUUUCAAGAUAAGAAGUAUCGUGUAGGAGAAAGAUGGCAUCCUUACCUAGAACCCUAUGGCCUUGUUUACUGCGUUAAUUGUCUUUGCUCAGAGAAUGGAAAUGUACUGUGCAGCAGAAUAAGAUGCCCAAGUCUACACUGUCCUUCCCCUGUGCAUGUACCACAGCUGUGCUGCCCACGAUGCCCAGAAGACUCCCUUUUCUCAGUAAGCAGCAAAAUCACCGGGAAAUCCUGUGAAUACAAUGGCACCACCUACCAUCAUGGCGAAAUGUUUGUGGCAGAGGGGCUUUUCCAAAACAGGCAAGCAAACCAGUGUGCCCAGUGCAGCUGCUCAGAAGGAAAUGUGUACUGUGGGUUGAAGACUUGUCCCAAAUUAACUUGCUCUUUCCCAGUUUCUGUUCCGGAGUCCUGCUGUCCAGUUUGCAGAGGAGAUGGAGAAUUAUCAUGGGAACAUUCUGACGGAGAUAUCUUCCGGCAGCCAGCCAACAGGGAAGCCAGACACUCAUACCAUCGCUCCCACUACGACCUGUCACCCAGCUCCGCGAGGCAGGUAGUCAAUAUUCCACGAUUUCCCAAUGCCAGGAGUAACCGUGGAGUCCUACCGGAUCCCCAGCAAGCUUCAGGAACAAUAGUACAAAUCGUCAUCAACAACAAGCAUAAGCACGGACGAGUUUGUGUUUCAAAUGGCAAAACAUACUCACAUGGUGAAUCUUGGCAUCCUAACCUCCGAGCCUUUGGAAUCGUAGAGUGUGUGUUGUGCACCUGCAACAUCACCAAACAAGAAUGUAAGAAAAUUCAUUGUCCAGAACAAUAUCCCUGCAAAUACCCUCAGAAAGUAGAAGGAAAAUGCUGUAAAGUCUGUCCAGAAGAAGUGCCAAGUCAAACCUUUGACAACAAAGAUUACUUCUGUGGGAAAGAGACAUUUCCUGUCUAUGAAUCCGUUUUCACAGAGGAAGGAGAAACCAUCAGAAAAAUUGCAGUAGAGACUGAAAAGCCACCUCAAAUAGAAAUACAUGUGUGGACAAUUAGAAAAGGGAUUCUGCGUCACUUCUAUGUUGAAAAAGUGUCCAAGAGAGAAUUUGAAGAACUUCCUUACUUCAAGCAGAUAACAAGAACAACCCCUAGCCAGUGGAAAAUAUUUAGCGAGGGAGAAGCUCAGAUCAGCCAAAUGUGUGAAAGCAGAGUGUGCAGGACUGAGCUCGAGGAUUUGGUAAAGGUUUUGUACCUUGAAAAGUCUGAAAAGGGUCACUGUUAAGGGAGACAGCACUGGAGGGAGAAACACAAGAAAACUUAUGAAAACUUGGAUCUGCAGCUGGACUGCAGGCUUAUUUUGCUUAAGUCAACAGUUGCCCUAAAACCCAAAACUAUAAUGCAGUAAUUAUUCACAUCAUGCACAGCAAAUUUGCUGCUUUAUGUGUAGUGGUCUGUGUCAACCAUUCAAAUAUCUCCUCCCAAAGACUAGGAGGCUCUGUAUUACUGGUGGGGGAAGGAGAAAGAGAGACUGUACUUUCCCAGAGUUGCAUUUCUUUACAAGUUAAAAAGAGAAAACGGAACAUUUUUAUUAUUAUUAUUAUUUGGCAAGUUAUUCAAACCAAUGCAAAGAAGGACACCUAAUAAAUGUGCAGGAGCUAUGGAGAGCAUUAUUUCCUGUGCUGAAUUUAUACCAUUUCUGGAGUUGAAAUGACUCAUGGAUUUUUUUUUAGUAGUGGAGGAAAAAUACAAAUGAUACAAUACUUGUGCUGGAGACAUAAAAAACAGAUUUAAACUAACGAACUCCUAAGCAGCCUGCCUUUGGGAUGAUGUCUUGUAGUUGAGCAAACUGAGUCCAUAAACUGAACAGCAGGUGCUAGUGGCAAUCACUAUAUUUUUGUAGCAAUUUGAGCAAAUGUUCACUUUUAAGUGGUUUUCACCGCUUCCUCCACCCACUUCUCUAAAAAAUGUGAAGUGUUAGCUCCCUAUCACAGCCCUAAUAACUUCAUUCUUCCGGGCCCUAUUAACACACGGUCUUGGCUGAUAAACUGCUUUCUAAAGUGAUGUGGCAGGUGGUGGUGAAGUACUUGCAGUACUUUCAAAACACCUAGAGGGUUAAACCUCCCGAUUAUUACUCCUUAAGAGUUGCGACAGUGCUUAAUUUAUUUGUUCUGAUUUGUUACAAACCUAAUCUUCUGCAUUUUUCUGAGGGUGACUUCUCAAUUUGCACGCUUCAAGGACAGCUCUCUCCCAUGACAAACACCAAACAGCCACAGCAGACCUUUAGAACGCAGCAGCUCUGUGAAAACUGUUAUCUUUGUGAAAGACAAAUCUGAGAGAUUCUGUUAAAUUUAGUAUAGCAUGCCUAGAGUGUGUUUAAGAAAGGUGGCUCUCAUCUGCAGAAAAAGUACAAGUAUAAAUUAAAAAAUGGUUUCUCUGAAGAGUCACCAAAGUACUGCAUUGGCUCGUGGCUGCAAUGUUGGAUUAAAUCCCAAGCAGCAAGCGACUCUGCCUGCUUUUGCUCCCAUUUCCUACUCCAAAGCAGACAGGAAUACUGCUGUUCAAACACACGCUAGGAAACAAAGAUUUGUGGAAAUGGUCUGAGCCAGAGGUUCUUCCCAGGGAGUGAAAUCAACAGUGACAGCAAGGAUUUUGAGGUUUGUCAUUCUGCCAGUGACAGCACUCAGGGGUGUACCCAUUUCUAAAGGGAUGAAGGUGUGGGAGAGCUCAGUGCUGAAUGCCAAAAGCCCGUUUGAGGCGGAGUUUCACCAUCCUGAGGGGAUCCUUGCCCUGAGCAGCAAACCCUGGCAGCCUCCCUCUGCAGUGCAGGCCUCAGGGCCAGGCUUCUUCGUGCCACCCAGGUCCUGCCUGUGCUGCCCGCAGCGUUGGGAGGAGUGUAAUGCAGGGCUUCUCAACAAAGAGGGGCAAGUGAGGAGAACAGACAUGAAGGUGAAGGAAGGGCUGAAAGGAAUUAGGAGAAUACAUAUAGGGUGAUCUCGGGUCCUUAGCAAUUUUGCCUGUGUAUAACCCCCCUGUUGUCCCUAGGCCUGGACAGAGAGCAGAUAAUAUUUAGGAAUACUUCCCUCCCUACCAAGCACUCAACGCGGUCCACUGCAUAACAGGAAAACACACUAAAAAGGGAGCUCCUCCAGCAACUGUGUGGAUUUGCAAGAACGAAAUGUUCUCACCUGGUAUCAGUAAGAACCAUGGGGGUCUCUUUCCAAGCCUACGUGGGCUGCAGGGAAAUCCUCCGUGGUCCCUCCACAGCCGCAGGGGAGUCUCUGCUGGGGGCCUGGAGCCCCUCCGCCCUCCUCCCGCCCGGCCCUCGGUGUCGCAGGGCUGUUCCUCACACUUUUUCCCUCAGCCCUCGCCGACCAGCAGCGUUCUGCCCUUUCUCGAACGCGCCUUCCCCGAGGCACCGCCAU